Messenger RNA from Hemisphaericaspora subhashii, 2610 nucleotides. RefSeq lists its product as uncharacterized. The coding region runs from base 1 to 2610 and encodes 869 amino acids. The record is from RefSeq and is a predicted model, not a curated record. The transcript has a single exon. NCBI's taxonomy places the organism in Eukaryota, Fungi, Ascomycota, Pichiomycetes, Serinales, Debaryomycetaceae.
AUGAGAUCGUCUGUAUUCUCAAACAGUGGAGGUGCCAGGACUCCUACCACAUCAAAUACCAAUUCCGAUCGACAUCACCAACACCAUCAUCAUCAUCACCACCAUCAACAAACCUUAUCCCCAGCAACCACAACCAUACCUUCACCUUCCUCGACAGCAAGACGACCACAUAGCACCCAACCGAGAAGAACAAAACCCUCAAGUCCAUACAUCAACUAUCCUAAAGCAUCAACCCCAACCGUGACCCAAUCCACCCCAAAUUCAUCAUUACUUAAAUUGACUAAUACUAGUAGUAAUAAACAAUCCCCAGAAUGGAAUUUAGACGAUUUAUUCACAUCCUAUCAAGAUUCAGGAAUCUUACCACCAAUACUAUCCCCAACAUUACCCGAUUCCACAAUUCCCAACGAGAAACGAUCGCCUGAAAGAACGCCAACCACAACGAAUAUAGCGGUGCCGAAACCGACAUAUCCCAAAAAACGAAUAAUAUCCCCACCAGAACAACAAGAGCAACAGCAUGUCAUAGAUGUAUAUUCAGGAGAAAGUGAUGACGAUGAUUCUGAUACCAUCCCAUUAUCAAAACAUUCAACUACUUCAUUUAUCAAAAAGCAUUCAGCAUCAGAUGAUGAUGAGAAUAUAUCUUCAUUAUCAAUGCUAUCACCCACGCUCCCGGCACAAUUUGGGUCAAGCACGAAUAUUCCGACUAUGCCUAGCAUAUCCACCCCAUCUGGCAUAUCCACCCCAGCUAACAUAUCUACACCUGGAGGCACUGGAGCGGGUGGGUCAAAGUUUACGAAUAUAAGAAUGAAAAGCACGACAAUUAAAUGGAUAAAUAAAAUGGAUGAUACCAAGAAACCGAAGUUUUUAGUCAGGUUGAUAUUUGAUAAUAAGAUGAAAUAUAAACGGAAUUUCCCAGCAACAGCCCGGGCGGGCGGAAGCGGAGGAGGAGUGGUUAAGGGGAAGCCGAGUAGUCCUGUGAAAUUGAAUGGAUUAGGGAUACUGAUUGGAGCAACGUCGCCUAAGAAGGAGGAUGUGAGGGGGGAAGAGAAAUUGAAGAAGGUGGAUGGGGUGGGUGAAAGUGUGCGAGUGAGGGAGAUAUCAAAGGAAGUGGGUGAAACUGCGAGAGUAAGAGAGACACCAAAGGAAAUGGGUACUGCAAGAGUAAAGGAGUCGUCAAAGGAAGUGGGUGAAACUGCGAGAGUAAGAGAGACACCAAAGGAAAUGGGUACUGCAAGAGUAAAGGAGUCGUCAAAGGAAGUGGGUGAAACUGCGAGAGUAAGAGAGACACCAAAGGAAAUGGGUACUGCAAGAGUAAAGGAGUCGUCAAAGGAAGUGGGUGAAACUGCGAGAGUAAGAGAGACACCAAAGGAAAUGGGUACUGCAAGAGUAAAGGAGUCGUCAAAGGAAGUGGGUGAAACUGCGAGAGUAAGAGAGACACCAAAGGAAAUGGGUACUGCAAGAGUAAAGGAGCCAUCAAAGGAAGUAGGUGAAACUGCUAGAGUGAAAGAAGUAGAUAAUAAGCAGUGGCAGGCACGAAUGAAGGAGAUAAGUAUCAAACAAAAUGAACUUAAACAAAAAGAACAAGCAUUGAAUGAAUUAGAAGAAUCAUUACGAACGAAGGAAAAACAAUUACAAAAUCUUGAAAAUAAACUAAAACAACAAGGUACUUCAAGAGCAGGAACCCUAUCUCCAGAAUACACCUCCACAUCAUCAUAUGAGGAACAAAAGAAACGAGAACGAUUAAAAAAACUCACCCAGGAUGUAAUCAACCGAGAACAGAACCUUCCAAUCGAAGACAUAAUCAAACCCAUCCCUGCCACCCCCACUGCCCCAUUAUCAAAAUCCCAAAGAGAAGAAAUCAAACUCACUCUCCAAGAUAAAAAAUCUCACUAUCUCCAACUCGCCAAAUCCGCCAAAUCAAAAUCCGAAACCACCAGCGAUGAAUUCCUCAGCAUCCUAAUCGAAAUCGAUUCAAUCAUUCUCCGUCUAAUCUCAGCCGACUACGAUGAACGAUCAAAAAUAAUCACCCAAAUUCUCCCUAGUGAACGAUCCUGGAAAAUCCUCGACUCCGAUAUCGAAUCCCUAAUCUCCCGAAUCAAACAAUUUCACACCUCCCAAUCUUCUACCAUAAUUGGCGAAUUCCUCAAGAUCCUAACUUGUAUCCUCUAUCAAACCCGCGGAUUAGUCUUGAAACGCACCAAUGCGAUCCUAAACGAUGUCAUCAAUCACUAUCUCACGAAAAACGACACCGGCGAACUCGAUCGGAAAAUCAUCGAAUUACAACGGUCAGCAAUUGCGAAUUCUCAAUUAAUCCUCCAAUAUUUCAUGAAUUCCAAACCGGGGUUUCUUGACCUGAGUAUUGCCACCAAGUUCCCCGGGGUAUGGUAUAAGAAAUCACUUGAUUUGAAACAGGUGCAGGAAUGGUAUAAUGUAAGAGAUUAUCGUGGGGAUAUUCGACCUCGUGAAGGGGGGUAUUAUUUGCCAUUGGGGGGAUAUUCGAAUUUGAAUGAAUUGACGGCGGUUUUAUAUGGGGUGGUGAUGGAGUUUGUGGAGAUUUAUAAUAAGUAUAAUCUGACAAAACCGAUUACGUAUGUUUUACAAAGUGGUCAGUAA